AUGGAAGGAGAAAGCGAGGAAGAGGAACGUGAUUCAGCAAAACCAGAAGAAGACGUACCUCAGAUCUCGUUGUAUGCUCUGAUUGGCUGGAGCGCUCCAAAGACCUUGCGAAUCUCCGCUACGGUGAACAAGAAAAACGUGGUGGCUCUUGUGGAUAGCGGAUCUACACAUAACUUCAUUAGUGAAAAGGCGGCUGAUAGGCUCAAUCUGCAGAUCACACGGACAUCACCCUUUGUUGUUCGAGUUGCCAAUGGAUCUCCACUUCAAUGUCACGGUCAAUACAGAGACGUUCAGGUGACGAUGGGAGAGACUAUGGAGUUUGAUUUGGAAGGGAAGCGCUGCAUCUUGCGUGGUAUAAGCAACACACCAAUUCAUGCAGCAGAUGCACGUGAGUUCGCUAAAGAGAUUCGCCAAGGGCAUGAGGUAUUUGCUAUUUACGUUUCUAGUGACGGCACAAAGAUACAACCGAUUGGAGACACAAGCAACACAACCGGACGGAUUCAACUCAAUUUUCCAGAUUCAUUCAUGAACCUUGAGGACAAGGUUCUGUUAGAGGAUGGGAGUAAUGAUGAGACCGUAAGUGUGGUGAUUGACAAUGAUGCUGAGCUGGACAAGAGGAGUAGGUCAAGGAGCGGGAAAACCAAAUUGCAGGUUAUUGAUUAA
This is a messenger RNA of Microthlaspi erraticum, 663 nucleotides long. Lineage: Eukaryota; Viridiplantae; Streptophyta; Magnoliopsida; Brassicales; Brassicaceae. The record is from the annotation of a GenBank genome assembly.